Molecule: messenger RNA, 1956 nt
Organism: Gigantopelta aegis
Lineage: Eukaryota; Metazoa; Mollusca; Gastropoda; Neomphalida; Peltospiridae
Product: presenilins-associated rhomboid-like protein, mitochondrial
Exons: 9
Coding region: 53-1171 (372 amino acids)
Cellular component (GO): membrane
Molecular function (GO): serine-type endopeptidase activity
Source: RefSeq, a predicted model, not a curated record
AAAGAUAACUCUAGUAAUUUUGUGUGUCCUGAUGUAAUGAUACUAAUGUCAAAUGUCGUGUUUAUCUCUGCGUACCUUGUUUGGGUGUGCUGUUAGAAAUAGUAUCCGCAGUGAGAUUUCUCAAUGUGUGCAGAAAUGUUGGAGCCACUCAGGAACUCAUGUCAUUUGUCGCCAAAACAUUCUUCCUCAAAGUGGAAGUUCCACCCUCUGUCGGGGAUCAUCGUGUAUCAGGUCUGACAAUCAUGGACUGCUGUCUAACUUUCGUGUAGUACGAAGUUUCAAAUCACAGAGGAGAUUGCAAGUCAAAGAACAGUCUCGUCAAGAUGGCAGAGCUUCCCUGCUGUUUAAACCGUUCUGUUUUACAGUGGCUGUUUGUGGCCUCAGUUUUACUGGUGCCACCAUCUGGCAGUAUGAGUGUAUAAGGGCACAUGCACACCAGAUAUUGAAAGGCAUGGGGAAAGCACGUGACCAGGUAGUCGGGUAUAUACCACAGAAGAAUUUUGGAUUUAGAUCACAAAUAAACUCUAUGUGGAACCGUUUGUCAUCAGGUGAGAAGAUUGUCACUGGACUGAUAGCUUUCAACGGCUUGAUCUUGAUGCUGUGGAAAUUACCCACAAUGCACCCCUUUCUCAUCAAGUACUUCUCUUGCCAUCCUAAUUCAUCUGUGGUUUCUAUGGUGCUUUCUGCCUUCAGUCAUAUAAGUUUUAUACAUUUUGCUUGCAAUAUGUACGUCCUGUGGUCAUUCUCAACUGUAGCUCUUAAUUUGCUGGGCAAGGAGCAGUUGGCAGCCCUGUACAUAAGUGGAGCUGCCGUUUCAUCCAUGGCCAGCCUCACUAACAAGAUUUUACGGAGAAGUGUUGUCACAUCACUGGGGGCCUCUGGAGCUCUGCUGGCUGUGAUUGGCGCCGUCUGCUACAAUUUCCCUCAGUCGAGACUCAGCAUCGCCUUCGUGGGAGACCUCUUCCCACACUCGUUCUCAGCAAAAAGUGCUAUCACAUCACUGGUGGUGUUCGACCUGGCAGGACUCGUGUUUGGAUGGAAGAUCUUUGACCAUGCGGCACAUCUCGGGGGAGUCCUGUUUGGAAUCUGGUACAUGAAAUAUGGCAAAGACCUCAUCUGGGGCAGACGUGAAACUGUGAUGGCAUGGUGGCACAAAGUGAGAGGACCGUGAUCACAUGCUGCUUUCACACACGACUCUUAAACAGUCAAAUAAACCAAAAGAUUAUAAUAAACCAAGAUAUCGUGGAAAGCUCUGAAUGAAGAUGACUGUGUUAGGAGACUCCGAGUAAUGUUAUAGACAUCAGAAGCACAGAAUUGGGAUCAGAGGGGCACUGCCCGCCCCUCCCCUUUACCCAUCUCUGAAGAUUAUGUUUUGUCCAAAGGUCUCUGAGAAUUCAACAUUUGCAUAACCCAUUUAUUGGUUGUGCAGAAAUAAAAUCGGGUAACCCAUUUUCCUUUUGCGUAACCAGUUAUGUACAUGUAAAUGGCGUCCUUAAUUUUAAUGCACAAAUGAUAAAUAGGUUACACAAGAAUAAAAUGAUUGCAGUUUUCAGAGCCUUGCUUAACCGAUAGUUGAACACAUAGUUAAUAUACUAACCCCAUCCCUUCAGUUGUUGGACAAGGCCUAUGGUUGUGUACAGCAGGCAUCGAAAUAAGUCGAGAACGGGCAUUCAGGUCACCAGGAGGUUGUCACAUGUCAAGAAAGUCAAGAACGGGACUUCAUUCUCCUCAGGGGCAGGACGUAGCCCAGUGGUAAAGCACUCGCAUGAUGCACGGUCAGUUUAGGAUCAAUUCCCGUUGGUGGCCCCAUUGGGCUAUUUCUCGUUCUAGCAGGUGCUCAAUUUAUUUUCAUAAUGAAAUAAUAGAAACUAAUCAUUAUUUUCAUUUUAACAUAACAACAAAUUGAUUAUCAGUUAAUUAAUACUAUCACAUUUUUAAUAAAAAUAUUCAACUGUU